Molecule: messenger RNA, 4485 nt
Organism: Humulus lupulus (European hop)
Lineage: Eukaryota; Viridiplantae; Streptophyta; Magnoliopsida; Rosales; Cannabaceae
Product: DExH-box ATP-dependent RNA helicase DExH11
Exons: 23
Coding region: 183-4247 (1354 amino acids)
Biological process (GO): nuclear-transcribed mRNA catabolic process, 3'-5' exonucleolytic nonsense-mediated decay
Cellular component (GO): Ski complex
Molecular function (GO): ATP binding; RNA binding; RNA helicase activity
Source: RefSeq, a predicted model, not a curated record
GAGAGUGAGAGUGGGCCACAUCUCUGCUUCUUUACUUCCCAACUUAAUUAACCAAACACACACACAUCCCUUUUUAUUUUCUCAAACCCGCGAAAAGCUUUCCAAAAUCUUAAACCAAAAAAGAAAAAAAAAAACUCAGAACGAAACCUGGAAAGCAACGAUUUCCAAGGCACACAACUCAGAUGGACCCGAUUAAAGCAGCGAACGAACUAAAUUAUCGGGUCGGGUUCUCCGGCCACAGUGGUCACCUCAGGCUCGAGCCUCUCUCUACUGUGGAGCGUUCUAACCCCGUCAAGUCGCUCCCCGAUUUCAUAUUGCCACCUGCAUUUCCCAAGGAAACACCUGAAUCAAUAAAAUCUUAUGUAGAAGAGAAGUAUCUCUUGCCGAGGCUGGACUCUGAAUUAUUUUCACCGGAAAAGGCUGGAAGGCAGUGGGAUUUUGACUGGUUUGACAGGGCAAAAAUACAGUUGGAGCCAUCAUUGCCGCGCAAGGUUAUAAUUCCCACAUGGGAAUUACCCUUUAGACGUCCAAAGCAAGGAAGAUGGGAACCAGGCUCUCUGCAGGUGGAUGUAUCAGAGUUAACAGUAGAAGCUCAAGAAUCUGGUUCAUUGCCCCGCAUGAAUGGUACUGCGAAGGAUUUUCUAAGAGGAAGCAUUAAUAACCGCCCUUUUCGUCCAGGUGGUUUGGAUGAUUCCCAAUCCUUAGAAAGGGUUCUACCUGAUGGUGCUUCCAAUGGUGAAUGGGUUCGUGAACUUCUUAAUGGUGGCCCUUCUCAGACUAUUCCUCCGGGCUUUAAGCAAGGAUUAGAACUUGGUGAACUUAAGGCUUAUCCUUGUGCAUGGAAUGUUAACAAGGAUCAAACUUUGAUAAAGAAUACAGAAGAAAACCAGACUGAAUUAUCUGUACAGUUUGACGACUUAUUCAAAAAGGCUUGGGAAGAGGAUAUCACUGAAUUUGUAGAAGAUGGAAUGGAGUCUGUUAAUUCUGAAGGUGAAGCAGAGUCUGUAAAGUCUGAUGCUGAAGCAGAGUCUGCUAAGCCCAAAGCCGAAGCAGAAAGGGAUAUGCCUAGCAACGCUUCUGAUACUGAAUUAUCUGCACUGGAUGAGAUUUUAUCAAUCAAAGCAGAAGAAUUAACAACAAUAUUGGACAAUCGCGGGGCUGGUGGAGAGCACCAGAAAGAGGCCUGGGCUAGUAGUGGAGGCAGUGAAUGGAUUUCACAGCAUUUUCAUGAGCUUGUUCCUGACAUGGCACUUGAUUUUCCUUUUGAAUUGGAUACAUUCCAGAAAGAGGCUAUCUAUUAUCUUGAAAAUGGGGAGUCUGUGUUUGUAGCUGCUCAUACGUCAGCGGGAAAGACAGUUGUUGCAGAGUAUGCAUUUGCUUUGGCAUCAAAACAUUGUACUAGAGCUGUCUAUACUGCUCCAAUUAAAACCAUAAGCAAUCAAAAGUAUAGGGAUUUCUGCGGAAAAUUCGAUGUUGGACUUCUAACAGGUGAUGUUAGCCUGAAGCCUGAAGCUUCUUGUCUUAUUAUGACCACAGAAAUAUUAAGGUCAAUGCUGUACCGUGGUGCUGAUAUUAUCCGUGACAUUGAAUGGGUUAUAUUUGACGAGGUGCACUACGUCAAUGAUGUUGAAAGGGGUGUUGUUUGGGAAGAAGUUAUCAUCAUGCUUCCGAGACAUAUUAACAUUGUUCUUCUUUCAGCAACGGUACCAAACACUGUUGAGUUUGCAGACUGGAUUGGACGGACAAAGCAAAAGCAAAUUCGUGUUACUGGGACAACAAAAAGACCAGUCCCUUUGGAACACUGCAUAUUUCACUCUGGAGAACUUUACAAGAUAUGUGAGAGUGAAACUUUUAUGCCUCAGGGACUGCAAGCUGCUAAGGAUACAUUGAAGAGAAAAAAUAUGACUAGCAGCAGUACUGGUCCUUCUGGAUCACACAGUGGAGGUUCAGCAGCUUUUUCUCAGAAACGUGAAAGUGUUACUCGGGGAAAACAGAACAAACAUUUUGGUUCUCACAGUUCUGGAAACUACUAUGGUAGUGGUGGUGGGAGUCAAAAUAAUGGCAAUGGCUACAACAGUUGGGGUUUAAGAAGAUCAGAUGCUUCUUUGUGUUUGUCACUUAUCAAUAAGCUCUCAAAGAACUCUCUGUUACCUGUGGUUAUAUUCUGUUUCUCAAAAAACAGAUGUGAUAAAUCGGCCGAUAGUAUGACUGGAACUGAUCUCACCAGUAGUUCUGAGAAAAGCGAGAUUCGUAUUUUCUGCGACAAAGCAUUUUCACGUCUCAAGGGAUCAGACAGGACAUUGCCACAGGUUGUCAGAGUUCAAAAUCUUCUUCACAGAGGCAUUGGUGUGCAUCAUGCAGGGCUGCUGCCAAUUGUCAAGGAAGUUGUUGAAAUGCUUUUUUGCCGUUGUGUGAUCAAGGUUUUGUUUUCAACUGAGACAUUUGCAAUGGGAGUAAAUGCCCCAGCAAGAACAGUUGUUUUUGAUACAUUAAGGAAAUUUGAUGGCAAAGAGUUUAGAACAUUACUACCUGGGGAGUACACUCAAAUGGCAGGUCGAGCAGGGAGAAGAGGUCUUGAUAAAAUUGGUACUGUUGCCGUACUGUGCCGUGAUGAAAUCCCAGAAGAGAAGGAUUUAAAACCUGUUAUAGUUGGAAGUGCAACUAAGCUGGAGUCUCAGUUUCGGCUGACUUAUAUUAUGAUCCUACAUCUCCUUCGUGUUGAAGAAUUGAAGGUAGAAGACAUGUUAAAAAGAAGUUUUGCUGAAUUUCAUGCUCAGAAGAAACUACCAGAACAGCAACAACUUCUAAUGCGAAAGCUUGCUCAGCCUACCAAAGCAAUAGAAUGCAUAAAAGGUGAACCAGCCAUUGAGGAAUAUUAUGAGAUGUACUCAGAAGCUGAGAGUUAUGACAAAAAAAUAUCAGAGGCUGUCAUGCAACAUACCACUGCCCAGAGUUUACUUACUCCUGGAAGAGUGGUAGUCAUGAAAUCACAAUCAGCUCAGGAUCACUUGCUUGGAGUUGUCAUAAAAGCACCUUCCAAUAACAAUAAACAACACAUUGUUUUAGUUCUGAGACCUGACUUGCCAUUUAUUACUCCCUUGGCCAGUGGUGAUUUAAAAGAUACAAAAAGUGGUAAUUUCUCCGAGGGUUAUUAUAUGGUGCCAAAAUCAAAACGUGCUCAGGAAGAAGAGUAUUAUUCUUCUGCCACAUCUCGCAAAGGAUCCGGUGCUAUUAAAAUAAAGCUACCGUACAGUGGUGUUGCAGCUGGUAUGGGUUAUGAGGUACGAGCUGUUGAUAUCAAUGAGUUUUUAUGCCUAUGUAAUAGCAAAAUAAAGAUUGAUCAGGCUCGGCUUCUUGAAGAUGCUAGCACUGUUGCUUACUCCAAGACAAUUCAAGAGCUGUUGGGUAAAAAAUCUGAUGGAAAAUAUCCUCCACCAUUAGAUCCAGUGAAAGAUUUGAAGUUGAAAGACAUGGAUCUUGUCGAAUCAUAUUACAAGUGGACAAAUCUGCUGCAAAAGAUGUCAAAGAACAAGUGUCAUGGGUGUAUAAAAUUGCAGGAGCACAUUAAGCUAGCAAGAGAGAUAAAGAAACACAAGGAGGAAGUUGAUGCACUUAAGUAUGAGAUGUCAGAUGAAGCACUUCAACAAAUGCCAGAUUUCCAGGGCCGGAUAGAUGUACUGAAGGAAAUUGGCUGUAUUGAUGCUGACCUUGUAGUUCAAAUAAAAGGUCGCGUUGCAUGUGAGAUGAAUUCGGGGGAGGAGUUAAUAUGUACAGAGUGUUUAUUUGAGAAUCAAUUGGAUGACCUCGAACCAGAAGAAGCAGUGGCAUUAAUGUCAGCCUUUGUUUUUCAGCAGAAGAAUGCAUCCGACCCUUCUCUCACUCCCAAGCUGUCUCAGGCCAAACAAAGAUUGUACGAUACAGCUAUACGACUUGGUAAGCUCCAAGCUGGGUUUGAACUUCAGAUAAAUCCUGAAGAGUAUGCCAGAGAGAAUCUCAAAUUUGGUCUUGUGGAAGUGGUUUACGAAUGGGCAAAGGGCACUCCCUUUGCAGACAUAUGCGAACUUACAGAUGUUCCUGAAGGUAUGAUUGUGCGGACCAUUGUCAGACUGGAUGAGACGUGUCGUGAGUUCAAAAAUGCCGCAUCCAUUAUGGGUAAUUCUGCACUCUACAAAAAAAUGGAAGCUGCUUCGAACGCCAUAAAACGCGACAUUGUUUUUGCAGCUAGCUUGUAUGUCACUGGAGUCUAACUAUGUAUGUCAACUUGAAGGUGUAUAAUUUUAGUAUUAUUCCUAAUCCAAAUGAUUCUCAGUUGACUGAAGUUAUUUCUGGAGAUUUCAUAAUCUUCAUCUUUUUUGUAUACUAAUUUCUGUCCCCUAGAUUAGAGUAGGCUCAUUUGUUAUUGUAAUAACACUCCAUUGAUCCCCUGCUUGUAAGCACAGGGGAUGAUGGUUAUCAAUGAUAACACAAUUUUUUGUAUCAUUUUUA